Molecule: messenger RNA, 1894 nt
Organism: Theileria parva strain Muguga
Lineage: Eukaryota; Apicomplexa; Aconoidasida; Piroplasmida; Theileriidae
Product: Cyclin-dependent kinase regulatory subunit family protein
Exons: 1
Coding region: 196-1875 (559 amino acids)
Molecular function (GO): cyclin-dependent protein serine/threonine kinase regulator activity
Source: RefSeq, a predicted model, not a curated record
CUUUAUCUUCCCUAUUUUAUGGUCCACAUCCUUCAAUUUAGUCUUCUGGUUUUAUGAUGAAUUUUAUUUUUUAAUUUUUACCCGAUUUUAAAAAUUUCUUCCACUUUAUUAUUUAAUAAUUUAAAAUGUGUAGUCUGCUUUUUAAAAUUUUUCUCCACUCCACUUUUACUAAAAAUUAACUAAACAAACUAUUAUAUGAUACAAAAAAAUAUGACCUUGAAGAAGAAAAAAGUAGAUGGGAGCUUUAUGUACCAGCAACCCUAUUUUAACUACGCUUCCAAGCGAGUUACACAUGACCCAUACAAGUCCACAAUGUGUAAAGAUCUCUCAGAUCACCUGAAUCUCCAAAAGAAAAUAGAUAAAAUUGACAAUUCCAUAAAGUCCAUGAAUAACUCACUGAUUAGUAGCAAAAAUUCCUUCUUAGGUGGAAAAAAUUUAAUUAAUAGUAAGUUAUCCUCAAAGUGUUUAUUAAAAGGGUUGGGGAACACAUUUGAAAGGAAUUAUCAUGAUUUUAAAAAGGCGCCAGUGAAGAAUCCAUUUUCAUUAUAUGGACUUAAACUGGAUACGCACAAGGUAAAUCCGAGAAGGAAGACAAACUCAGCACCACCAUUAAUAGAUUUUGAUGACCCAAGCCAAGAAUAUAAUUUACACUCUUCAGAAAACAAUAAAGUAAAUCGUGAAAUAUCCCAAUUCAAGUCAGAUUCUAUGCAAACAGAUAACAAUUAUGGUAAAAGUGGACUAGAAAGUGAAUCGGCAUACAAGAAAACCUCUUUGGAAUCAUCCAGAAGCUCUAGAACAGACUACAUUGACACGGCACGGCAAUCGAAAUCGGAUUUAGUGGACACUUCUAGGACCUAUAAAUCUGACUCAAUACAUAUAGAUACCAUAGCACCUUACAAAUACGGCUACGAGUCUAAAGGGAAGAUUGGAAUUGAGUUUAACCCAGUUAAUGAAGUUAUAGACAGACUUUAUUCACGAACCAAUAACGUGUUUUUUGUUAAAUCCCGCAAACACUUAUCAUCUAUGCGAGAAAGUACUUUGAACCCAAAUUAUGAUUCAACCACAUCAAAAUCAAGAGCACUCGAGACUAUUUUAAAGAACAAUCCUGGCCAAAUUUGUGAAGACCUCUUUGAAAGACUGGAAGCUAUAGUGUCAUCGGACUCUGGAGACCACAUUGAAGCCGACAUCAUUGGGUAUAAUAAUACACACAGGGAUAAAAGAGUGGACAGAGGUGGUUCAAUAUCCAGAAGAAGCACAACAGACCAAUUUUCAAAUUUCGAUGUUUACAUUGAGAACUUUCAGUCGAAUUCAAUAUCUUUUAGAAAUUAUCAAGACGGAAAUAACAUUAAGGGUUCAUAUCCAAUUAAUCAACUUCACCAUAGCACUGGUUCUGGUGUCAAUGACUAUGAGGAGAUCAGACUGGAUAUGACUCCUAACAAGUAUCUUGGUGUUUCUGAUGACGCCAUUCUGAAGGUCUCAACAGACUCAGCAUAUCGCGCAAUGGUGAAAAUUAAGAAUGAUCGGAAAGCAUUGAAGCCAUAUGACAUGAACGAUGAUUUUAUGAUAACAGACUCUGAGGAGUAUGCAGUUUUAAACACAGCUUUCGGCCACAUUAUAUACUCACCCAAGUUUCAAGAUGAUAAAUACAUGUACCGGUUUAUGGUUUUAACAAAUGAAGCACAGAGACAAGUUGAAAAAUUAUCUAAAACAUCUCCGAAAAAUGGGUUUAAUAUAGGAUUAUCGGCAGGCGGGAAGCGGCUUCUCACUUACCAUGAGAUUGUCCAUACCCUGGGAAUAAAAAUGUCUCCCGGCUGGCACCACUUCUUGUACUUCAAAAACACACAAAAGGAACUCAUCCUACGGAAACCACUAUAAUUUUUAAUAUUCUAAAAAU